Molecule: messenger RNA, 1647 nt
Organism: Cynocephalus volans (Philippine flying lemur)
Lineage: Eukaryota; Metazoa; Chordata; Mammalia; Dermoptera; Cynocephalidae
Gene: FBXO8
Product: F-box protein 8
Exons: 6
Coding region: 335-1294 (319 amino acids)
Biological process (GO): regulation of ARF protein signal transduction
Molecular function (GO): protein binding; guanyl-nucleotide exchange factor activity
Source: RefSeq, a predicted model, not a curated record
CGAAUCGUAAACAACGAGGAUAAAAAUGCUUUUUCUUGAAGGAUCAGAAUCCGAACGUCACUUCCGGCAACAAUAGGAAACGUCAAAACGCAAACGGUCGGCAGCUCUGGCUCCUGCAGCUCGCGGUGCUCUGCGUUCGGAGGGGUCUGGUACUGUUUCUGGUCCUCCCACCGCCGUCACUUCCACCAGCGUGAACAAGUAAAGUUUGAACCGGCUUCUUCAUGGCCUGGGCACCCGUUCCCGGCUGAACUAUUUUCUUUUUGGCUAGAAGCCCCCGCCCAGAGGCCGAUUCGUCGCGGCGGCGGUGGAGGUCACAGGUCGCUCAGCCUUGCAGAUGGGUCAGGGGCUGUGGAGAGUGGCCAGAAACCAGCAGCUUCAACAGGAAGGCUAUAGUGAGCAAGGCUACCUCACCAGAGAGCAGAGCAGGAGAAUGGCUACGAGCAACAUUUCUAACACCAAUCAUCGCAAACAAGUCCAAGGAGGCAUUGACAUAUAUCAUCUUUUGAAGGCAAGGAAAUCUAAAGAACAGGAAGGAUUCAUUAAUUUGGAGAUGUUGCCUCCUGAGCUAAGCUUUACCAUCUUGUCCUACCUGAAUGCAACUGACCUCUGCUUGGCUUCAUGUGUUUGGCAGGACCUCGCUAAUGAUGAACUUCUCUGGCAAGGGUUGUGCAAAUCCACUUGGGGUCACUGUUCCAUUUACAAUAAGAGCCCACCUCUAGGAUUUUCCUUUAGAAAAUUGUAUAUGCAGCUGGACGAAGGCAGCCUCACCUUUAAUGCCAACCCAGAUGAGGGAGUAAAUUACUUUAUGUCCAAGGGUAUUCUAGAUGAUUCACCAAAGGAAAUAGCAAAGUUUAUCUUCUGUACAAGAACACUAAAUUGGAAAAAACUGAGAAUCUAUCUUGAUGAAAGGAGAGAUGUCUUGGAUGACCUUGUAACAUUGCAUAAUUUUAGAAAUCAAUUCUUGCCAAAUGCACUGAGAGAAUUUUUUCGUCAUAUCCAUGCCCCCGAAGAGCGUGGGGAGUAUCUUGAAACUCUUAUAACAAAGUUCUCACAUAGGUUCUGUGCUUGUAACCCUGAUUUAAUGCGAGAACUUGGCCUUAGUCCUGAUGCUGUCUAUGUACUGUGCUACUCUUUGAUUCUACUUUCCAUUGACCUCAGUAGCCCUCAUGUGAAGAAUAAAAUGUCAAAGAGAGAAUUUAUUCGAAAUACCCGUCGUGCUGCUCAAAACAUUAGUGAAGAUUUUGUAGGGCACCUUUAUGACAACAUCUACCUUAUUGGCCAUGUGGCUGCAUAAAAGCACAAGUGCUAGGACUUCAACUUUUUACUUCACACUAAAGCUGCCCAAGGACGACUUUAGCAGAUAUGCAAGUUACAUCAGUGCUGGUCAUGCUAGCCUUUGUAUACAAUUAAGCUUGAGUGUACAACCUUUUUUCUUUUGCUACUUUCUUUUGUAGUAAUUUCCUUGGGGAACUAAACAAUUUUGCAGAACUUUUUAAAAUUUUGCUCAUCAUAUUUUGCACAAAGCAGAGCCACUAUCUGACACAGCUGUUAAAGGAUGUUAAACUGACAUUAUACUCUAAAAGUUGUAUUGUGCAUUAGAUCUGCCUGUAAAACUCUAUCCAUUUCCAUUCUUUUUAAAAAUAUAUA